Molecule: messenger RNA, 1803 nt
Organism: Chrysochloris asiatica (Cape golden mole)
Lineage: Eukaryota; Metazoa; Chordata; Mammalia; Afrosoricida; Chrysochloridae
Gene: METTL25
Product: methyltransferase like 25
Exons: 12
Coding region: 1-1803 (600 amino acids)
Source: RefSeq, a predicted model, not a curated record
AUGGCUGACUCUUGUCCGCUCCCUGAAACCCCGGACCUGCCCACGCUGCAUGCCAAGUUACAGGGGAUGCUGCAAUUCUUAAAAUAUUCUCUGCCCAUUUCGAAUGCUCAUACGGUAGACUUCUACACGGAGUCUGUGUGGGAGAAGCUGAUCGACUUGUCCCCGGAGACAGUGCUGGCAGCGUUAGGGAGGACGACCGCAGCGCGGCUGUCCGAAGCUCGCCCCCUCGUGGAAGCAGGGGGGAAAUCAGGUAUUUUUGAUUUCUCCAAAAUAUUUUGUGAAAUUUCUCAGAAGAUGGUGAAUGUGGAAGCUUUUGCUCUGGCUGCAAAGUAUUAUUCUCUACAAAACCUGGGAGUAUGCACUUCUUUUGAACAAUUGCUUGUAGCCCUUCAAGGAAAUCAGAAACAGAGAAUGGGUGAAAAUAUGAAGCCAGAUGAGUUUAUGAAUAUGAAGAAGUCUCAUGAAGUUCAUAUAAUGUCAGAGAUGAUCAGCAACAUUGCUGAUUUUUGUGGAAUACAGCAGGUAAUUGACCUGGGUUCUGGUAAAGGCUACCUAAGCUCAUUUUUGUGCAUGAAGUAUGGCUUAAAAGUUUAUGGAAUUGAUUCCUCAAGCAUCAAUACACAUGGAGCAGAGGAAAGAAAUAGGAAACUGAAGAAGCAUUGGAGAGUUCAUCAUACUCGGUCAAAAUUAGAUGUCAAUGGACCGGCGUUAAAAAUAUCAAAAGAAAGAAAAGUACAAGAUGAAACUGAAUAUAAGGCAAAUACUGAGGAAGCGUAUAACAACAUUGGUAUAAAUCAAGAAGAGAUGCUUCCUUUGGAUUUUUUGACAGGUUUUUCAGACCCAGAAAUUUCUAAAAGCAAAAAACAAAUGAAAAAUCUGCAUGUUAUCCCACAGCCAGAAGAAAAUUUGUGUUUUGAAAAUGUUUUUCCUUUUGUAGACUUUUGGCCUAUUAAUGCUGUAGAGCCUACUACUUCAUCCCAAAUAUCCAACAGAAAUAUUUCAGAAGCAAACAAAGAACGAAGAAAAAUGGCAUCAAAGUCAUGUGAAUCAAGUAUAUAUUCACCUUUAACGUCUUUUAUCACUGCCGAUUCGGAACUACGUGACAUUAUUAAGGAUCUGGAGGAUUGUUUGAUGGUGGGCCUACAUACUUGUGGUGAUCUUGCUCCAAAUACUCUACGGAUAUUUACUUCUAAGUAUGAAAUCAAGGGAGUAUGCAGUGUGGGUUGUUGCUAUCACCUCUUAUCUGAAGAGUUUGAAAAUCAGCAUAAAGAAUGUACUCAAGAACAGUGGGGCUUUCCAAUGUGCCACUAUUUAAAGGAAAAGAGAUGGUGCUGUGGUCGUAAUGCCAGAAUGUCAGCAUGUUUGGCUUUGGAGCGGGUUGCAGUUGGCCAAGGGCUGCCUACUGAAUCACUCUUCUAUCGUGCUGUCCUUCAGGACAUUAUCAAAGAUUGGUAUGGUAUCACCAAAUGCGAUGGGCAUGUUGGUAAAAUUUAUUCCAAAUCCUCUUCCUUUCUGGAUUAUGUCAGAAAGUCCCUAAAGAAGCUUGGAUUAGAUGAGUCCAAGCUACCAGAAAAAAUUAUAAUGGACUACUACGAGAAGUAUAAGCCUAGGAUGAAUGAGCUGGAAGCUUUUAAUAUGUUGAAAGUGGUUCUGGCUCCCUGCAUAGAGACAUUGAUUCUUCUAGACCGACUUUGCUACCUAAAAGAACAGGAAAACAUUGUAUGGUCUGCACUUGUGAAGUUGUUUGAUCCUGUGAAAUCUCCUAGAUGUUACGCUGUUAUUGCUCUUAAGAAGCAGCAAUGA